AUGAAAGCCGUGGAAUUCCGAAAGUUCAACAGAGUCGGAUCAAAACAGCAGACCGAAUGCCUUCGCAGCGUUGCUUAUUACAUAGGAAAGACGACGGAACCUGUUACAAGAAUGGCUAUGAACCUGCCAACAAUACCAGCAGACUUGUCGUACGAGCAGUACUGCAGACGUUAUCUAGACAAUGAAUCCUACAUUCCACUGAUGUAUCAGAAAGCUGGAUAUAAAAUGUUUGGAGCUGAAGACUCCCCGACGGCCAGCGUUCUCCACUACCCUAAUUGCCUUGGUACGAAAACGAGACAGUUUCAGCAUUCGUACAGGCUGAGCAGCGACCGGCACUUGGAGCAUGUUCAUACGAAGGGAUCCUGUCGGCUUGUGCACGACAAUAUGCUGGACUACCUCGAACAUUUUGUGAACGCAUACAACGGGUUACCAAAAUUCUCGCUCACAUGGUUUGUCUGGCUGGCACAUGAUGACACUUUGUGGUUGUAUCGUAGCGACUACAAACUAUACGACUUUUAUCUGAAGAAUAGAGAUGCGCUUAGCAACUCAUUCAUCUUCUUUUUCGGUGAUCACGGCCCACGUAGUGGAGAC
This is a messenger RNA of Ostertagia ostertagi, 591 nucleotides long. NCBI's taxonomy places the organism in Eukaryota, Metazoa, Nematoda, Chromadorea, Rhabditida, Trichostrongylidae. The record is from the annotation of a GenBank genome assembly.